Messenger RNA from Nothoprocta perdicaria, 770 nucleotides. RefSeq names its product ATPase Na+/K+ transporting subunit beta 1 (gene ATP1B1). The annotation marks the transcript as partial. The transcript is spliced from 6 exons. NCBI's taxonomy places the organism in Eukaryota, Metazoa, Chordata, Aves, Tinamiformes, Tinamidae. Gene Ontology annotation, biological process: intracellular sodium ion homeostasis; potassium ion import across plasma membrane; intracellular potassium ion homeostasis. The record is from RefSeq and is a predicted model, not a curated record. Gene Ontology annotation, cellular component: sodium:potassium-exchanging ATPase complex. Gene Ontology annotation, molecular function: ATPase activator activity.
ACCGAGAGCCCCCCCCGCUGCCCGCCAUGGCCCGCGGCAAGGCGAAGGACGACGACGGCAACUGGAAGAAGUUCAUCUGGAACUCGGAGAAGAAGGAGCUGCUGGGCCGCACCGGGGGCAGCUGGUUUAAAAUCCUCCUCUUCUAUGUGAUCUUCUAUGGUUGCCUGGCAGGUAUCUUCAUUGGGACCAUCCAAGUGAUGUUGCUCACUGUCAGUGACUUUGAACCCAAAUACCAGGAUCGAGUGGCACCUCCAGGACUGACUCAAGUUCCCCAGGUACAAAAGACUGAAAUUUCCUUUGUCGUUGGCGAUUCCAAGAGCUAUGACCCAUAUGUGAGGAACCUUGAGAGGUUUUUAGAAGACUACAGCGCUGAGCAGCAGACUGACAACAUAGUCUUUCAGGACAAGAAGGUCUGCAAAUUCAGGCGUGAAUGGCUGGAAAACUGCUCUGGGAUAAAUGACCCAACCUUUGGGUACAAGGAUGGCAAACCCUGCAUACUUGUCAAGCUUAACAGAAUUAUUGGCUUCAAACCUAAGGCUCCAGCAAACGAGAGCCUCCCCCCAGAGGUCGCGGCGAAAUUCAACCCCUACCUCAUCCCUGUGCACUGCAGCCCCAAGAGAGAAGARGACAUGGACAACGUGGGCGCUGUGGAGUACUACGGCAUGGGCGGCUACGCCGGCUUCGCCCUGCAGUACUACCCCUACUACGGGAAGCUGCUGCAGCCGCGCUACCUGCAGCCGCUCGUGGCCGUGCAGUUCACCAACCUGACC